This is a messenger RNA of Scylla paramamosain (green mud crab), 554 nucleotides long. RefSeq names its product large ribosomal subunit protein eL31-like (gene RpL31). Gene Ontology annotation, molecular function: structural constituent of ribosome. Gene Ontology annotation, cellular component: cytosolic large ribosomal subunit; ribosome. The coding region runs from base 158 to 535 and encodes 125 amino acids. The record is from RefSeq and is a predicted model, not a curated record. Lineage: Eukaryota; Metazoa; Arthropoda; Malacostraca; Decapoda; Portunidae. Gene Ontology annotation, biological process: cytoplasmic translation. The transcript is spliced from 3 exons.
GUACCAUACUAUUUUAGUAAAGCUAAUUACUUUUAUAAGUUUAAGUGAUUUUCUUAAAAUGUAUGCGCAUGGCGAGGCUCAUAUGAAAUCAUGAAGUCUACCCAGUCUGCCGCUAGAGGCGCUGGUCCCUCUUCCCGUCUCUCUCCCAUCAGAGAAGAUGCCGCGUGUCAAAGGUGAAAAGAAGAGCCAGUCGGCCAUUGACAAGGUGGUGACCCGUGAGUACACCAUCAACAUGCACAAGAGAUUGUACGGUGUAUCUUUCAAGAAGAGAGCACCUCGUGCUAUCAAGGAAAUCCGCAAGUUUGCCAAGAAGCAAAUGAACACCGAAGAUGUGCGUCUGGAUGUCAGGCUAAACAAGCACAUCUGGUGCAGGGGAAUCAGGAAUGUUCCCUUCCGCAUCCGAGUUCGUCUUUCCCGUCGCCGCAAUGAGGAUGAAGACUCCACUCACCCUUUCUACACCCUAGUAACCUUUGUCCCUGUUGCUUCCUUUAAGGGACUAGGAACUGAGAAUGUAGAUGAAGGCUCUGAUGAUUAAAGUGGGAGAAAUCUAAUAA